Messenger RNA from Aspergillus ochraceoroseus IBT 24754, 1143 nucleotides. RefSeq names its product GDP-mannose transporter (gene gmtA). NCBI's taxonomy places the organism in Eukaryota, Fungi, Ascomycota, Eurotiomycetes, Eurotiales, Aspergillaceae. Gene Ontology annotation, cellular component: Golgi apparatus. The record is from RefSeq and is a predicted model, not a curated record. Gene Ontology annotation, molecular function: GDP-mannose transmembrane transporter activity; antiporter activity. The coding region runs from base 1 to 1143 and encodes 380 amino acids. The transcript is spliced from 4 exons. Gene Ontology annotation, biological process: transmembrane transport.
AUGGUGGAUAACAGGAAACCAGACGACUACGCAAUCGAGAUGGAGAAGCUGGGCCAGAACAAGAACUUCGAGGCGCCGCCGCCGCCUCCUCAACCUAGAAGCCCUCCGUCCAGUCCACUUGCCAACAGUGCGGCUCUGCCGGUCCUGGCGUACUGUGGAUCAUCUAUUUUGAUGACCGUUAUGAAUAAAUACGUCCUUUCCGGCACAGGUUUCAACCUCAACUUCUUCCUUCUUUGCAUCCAGUCUAUCGUCUGCAUUAUCGCGAUUCAAACGUGUAAAUCCUGCGGUCUGAUCACAUACCGUGAUUUUAACCUAGACGAGGCUCGCAAGUGGUUCCCAAUCACUCUGCUUCUUAUCGGUAUGAUCUAUACCGGAUCUAAGGCUCUGCAGUAUCUUUCGAUCCCUGUCUACACGAUCUUUAAGAACCUGACCAUUAUCCUUAUCGCAUAUGGCGAGGUCCUGUGGUUCGGUGGCUCUGUAACUGGGCUCACCUUGUUCUCGUUCGGGUUGAUGGUUUUGAGUUCUAUUAUUGCGGCCUGGGCCGACAUUAAGCAUGCCGUUGAGGGUGGUGGUGAUGCCACUGCCAAGGUCUCGACCUUGAACGCUGGAUACAUCUGGAUGUUGGUCAACUGCCUGUGCACCUCCUCCUACGUCCUGGGAAUGCGCAAGAGAAUCAAGUUAACCAACUUUAAGGACUUUGACACCAUGUUCUAUAACAACCUUCUCUCGAUCCCUGUCCUGGUCGUCUUGAGCGGUCUGAUCGAGGAUUGGUCACCCGCUAACGUCACCCGCAACUUCCCUCCCGUUGACCGUAACGGUAUUGUGUUCGCGAUGAUCCUCUCUGGAUUGUCGUCCGUGUUCAUCUCCUACACAUCCGCCUGGUGUGUUCGCGUGACAUCUUCAACCACCUAUUCCAUGGUUGGCGCUCUCAACAAGCUGCCCAUUGCCAUCUCUGGCUUGAUCUUCUUCGAUGCGCCUGUGACCUUCCCCAGUGUGUCGGCCAUUUUUGUCGGGUUCGUCAGUGGCAUCGUGUACGCUGUUGCAAAGAUCAAGCAAAACGCUAAGCCCAGGAUCGGCAUUCUGCCCACCUCCAACCCUGUCAGUGCGAGCAGCCAAAGCAUGAGGGAUUCUCUCCGAUCCUAA